UAGUUUCAUAGGGUUUCAUAUCUCUGCUCAGAGGUGUGACUGUAACCUUACGUCCUUACUAUCAUCAUAUAUAGUAUAGUGGUGACAGAUAUUAAUUUUUUAUAAUAAAAAAAAAGAAAGUACUGUAAUAAAACAGAUUUUUUGUAAUAAAUAAAGAUAAUUUACAUUAUCCAACAUGUUUAGUUGGUUGAAUCGUGAAGACAGUGGAAAGCAAGAUCUCUUUGAAAAUGUAACUGAGGGUUUAAAGAAAAUUUAUAAAUCAAAAUUACUGCCACUUGAACAAUUUUAUCAAUUUCAUGAUUUUCAUUCACCGCAAUUGGACGAUCCGGAUUUUGAUGCAAAACCAAUGAUAUUGUUGGUUGGUCAAUAUUCAACGGGAAAAACAACAUUUAUUAAAUAUUUACUUGAAAGAGAAUUUCCUGGUAUUCGAAUUGGACCAGAACCAACGACUGAUAGAUUUAUUGCUGUUAUGUUUGAUGAAAAAGAGGGUGUAAUUCCUGGUAAUGCACUCGUUGUCGAUCCAAAUAAACAAUUUCGACCACUUUCAAAAUUUGGAAAUGCAUUUUUAAAUCGAUUUCAAUGUUCAACUGUAACAUCACCAGUUCUCAAGGGUAUAUCUAUUGUUGAUACACCCGGUAUUCUUUCGGGUGAAAAACAAAGGGUGGAUAGAGGUUACGAUUUCACGGGAGUUUUAGAAUGGUUCGCCGAAAGAGUUGACAGAAUUAUUUUACUUUUUGAUGCUCACAAAUUGGAUAUAUCAGACGAAUUUCGUCGUUCAAUUGAAGCAUUAAGGGGACACGAUGAUAAAAUAAGAAUUGUUUUAAAUAAAGCCGAUAUGAUUGAUCAUCAACAAUUAAUGAGAGUAUACGGUGCAUUGAUGUGGUCAUUGGGAAAAGUUUUACAAACACCUGAAGUUGCAAGAGUUUACAUUGGAUCAUUUUGGGACCAACCACUCAGAUACGACGUUAAUAGAAGAUUAUUUGAAGAUGAAGAACAAGAUCUUUUUAAAGACAUGCAAUCACUGCCAAGAAAUGCUGCACUUAGAAAAUUAAAUGAUUUGAUUAAAAGAGCGCGUUUAGCAAAAGUUCAUGCCUAUAUAAUAAGUGCCUUAAGAAAAGAUAUGCCAAGUGUUUUUGGUAAGGAUACAAAAAAAAAGGAAUUGAUAAAAAAUCUUGGACAAAUUUACGAUCAAAUACAACGUGAACAACAAAUUUCGCCGGGCGAUUUUCCUGAUUUAAAGAAAAUGCAAGAAAAUCUUGCACAUCAUGAUUUUACAAAAUUCAAUCCAAUUAAACCAAGACUCUUAGAGGUUGUUGAUAAAAUGUUGGCUGAAGAUAUUGCAAAAUUAAUGGCAAUGAUUCCACAUGAGGAAUCUGUAUCACAAUCGGAACCACUUAUUAAGGGUGGUGCUUUCGAAGGAGUUGAGGAUCAAAUUAGUCCAUUUGGUUAUAAAAGAGGCGAGGGAAUCGAUGCAGGUGCUGGCGAAUCAGAAUGGAUUGUCAAUAAAGAGAGAUAUAAAUACGAUUCUGUAUUUGAUUCACUUGGACCUUCCGAUGGUAAAAUAACAGGCGCAGCUGCCAAAUUGGAAAUGGUAAAAUCAAAACUUCCCAAUAGUGUAUUGGGAAAAAUUUGGAAACUUUCUGAUAUUGAUAAAGAUGGAUAUCUUGAUGGAGAUGAAUUUGCCCUUGCAAUGCAUUUGAUUAAUGUUAAAUUAGAAGGUUACGAUCUCCCAUCAGAAUUGCCGGAACACUUAAUACCACCAACAAAACGCGAUUUAUGAAAUGUAAACAUUUUUAAAAAUCAUUUCUAGGCAAUGUACUGAAAGGGAAAAAAAAUAUUUUUCAAUUUUGCAAUUCAAAAUUGCGAUAUAUUUGAUACGUAUACACAUAUAUAUUAAAAAAAAAGAAUAUAUAUAUAUAUAUAUUAAACUUUUCUAUUAUUGAAAGCACUAAAUUUUCUUUAUUAAAUUAGUUUAAUUUCCAAAAAGAAAUUAUUUUCAAUUUAUAAUCGUAACUUGUAAAUAAUCUCAUAUUUAAAACAAAAAGUGCUUUAUUAUUUAUAUUAAUAGAUAUAAGUAAAUUGGAAAUGAUUUAAUUUAUAUGAAAAUUACAAAUAAUUUAUUAGUUAAUUUUUUUAUAGUAUAAUACAGAAUUUCUUUCGUAUAAAAAUUACACAUUAACACACUUUUUUUUUUCAAGUAUCUAAAAAAGGUUUUUCAUUUUGAGAAUUUUAAUUUAAAAGCAAAUAUAAAGAUAUAGCAAUAGUAUAUAUUAAUUUUAAUCCUUUAUAUUAUAUAGAUAAAAGAAUACACAAAUGUUUUCUAAACAUGAAAGUAUCUACGCAUUUACGCAUAAAAUAGCAUAAUACUAACACGCACAGUUUCCAUAAAUUAUUAAUUUAUAACAGUAAAAAUAAAGGGCAUUUUCUGCAUUUUUCUUUUUAUUAUACGUUUUUUGCUUCCUCGUGAAGGAAGCUUUGUAGUCCUUUCGUUUGUAAAAAUUUUCCAAUAUAAUUGUAAAUAAUUAUAAAUUAUAUAUUAUUUUUCAUUAAUAUUUAGAAAUUUCGGUUAAAAUAUGAAUUUUUGAUUUUUUAACUUCCAUUAAUUUUUUAAAUUUUACUCCAAAUGUAUAGGUACUCUAAUGUUUAUAUUAUUAUAUUAU
Leptopilina boulardi is the source of this 2660-nucleotide messenger RNA. RefSeq names its product EH domain-containing protein 3 (gene Past1). The transcript is spliced from 7 exons. Bases 176 to 1780 code for a protein of 534 amino acids. The record is from RefSeq and is a predicted model, not a curated record. Gene Ontology annotation, molecular function: GTP binding; protein binding; calcium ion binding. Gene Ontology annotation, biological process: endocytosis; endosomal transport. Gene Ontology annotation, cellular component: plasma membrane; cytoplasm. NCBI's taxonomy places the organism in Eukaryota, Metazoa, Arthropoda, Insecta, Hymenoptera, Figitidae.